AUGAUGAUAAGCAAUACUAAUUCUGUAGUCUAUAAUAUUUAUUAUCUUCUUUGGAUCAAAGACUCUGGUUUACAGGAAUCUAAAUUUCCAGUUAGAAUCCCUGAUACGAUUAUUAUUAAUGGCAGAUAGAUUUCAAAUUGGUUUUUUACUGGCAGCAAUGACUAGGUUUUGAAAAAAAAAGUAAAUCAUUUAUUGCCUGAGGCGAUAUUUGACUCUUUUACAAAAAGAGAUGUUAAAUCUGGGAUAGUGGCAUAGAUUAUAUAAGGAGAAUAAAAGGGAGAAAAACUUACAAAAAUUUAGUAAAAGGCUCAGCAAUCUCACCUUUUGAUGGCUCAUGAAGACGAAAAAGUUAUGAUUAGAUAUUUAACUGUUGAUUAGUUACAUAAAUUUUUGUUUGAAGAUUUAAAUGAAUUAAAUUUAGAUGAAUCUUUAAUUUUAUAAAAAUUUAUCAACCCAUAUGGAGAACACAACAAUAAUGUUUAGGCUCUUUGGUCGCCAAGUACUUGCGUCUUUAAUAAAAGAAUUAAUAACAAAAAAUUAAAUGAUACUUAAUAUGAUUCUUAUGAGAGAGCUGUCACAUUUGAUGGUCCUGAAAUAUUAUCAAAGGCAGUCUGCUUAAAAGGAAAACAAAUUUCUGGAGAAAUAAGAAAAUUGUGUGAAUUCAUUGUAAAACGUAUAGCUCACGUCACUUAUGAAAGGACUAUGAUAAAUAGAAUGGUUCUCUAUUUCAAAGCUGAUAAAGAUAAUAAAUUAUUUUUUCAAUACUGUACAAGUCUUCGUUUGAAAGAUGAAAUCAAAAAUGUAGUGAAGAGAAGAGAAACUGAUCCUGAAAAGUACAUGUUUAAUAACACUCCUUUGGUUAUUGAAAGCAAUUUUUAGAAACCUGCAAACAUUAAAAAUACAUACUCGAUUUCAAACUCGAGACCAAUGAGAAUGGAAAAUAAUUUGGCUUGCUUGAGUUGUGAUAUGAAAUAUUAAUUUUAAGAUAUGAUGGAAAUUCCUUUUAGUUUUUUACUUAAAUUUGAGAAUUUUAGUAAAGAUUAAAAUAUUAUAAAGCCUCAUUAUUUAGAGGACGGAAUGAUGAUUGAUGUAGAAAAUUAAUAGAAAAUAUCUUAAAAAAGAAAUAAUAAAAAAAAUUAAGUUGAGGUGUAGCUUACUAAUUAAUAAGUGAUGGAAUUCAUGAAUUCUGAUAAUGAGUUUAACUUUGAUGAAACUAAAUUAUAUGUUGGUGCAAAUUAAGCACCUCCUCAUCCACUGUUAGCUAAAAUAUAUCCGAAAAUGUCAAAAGAAAAUUAUGUUCAAUUUAAAGAGAAGGGAUACUUUGAUAAUUUGUAUAUCAAAAUGUGCCAUAAUUGCUAUUAUUAUUACACAUAGAAUUAAGUUAUUUCUGGAGCUCCUUUGCUACCUAACGAAAAUGUAUUAGAAAUAAAACGCAACUUAGCUUAAAAAGGCAGUUAGCUUUUUACUCCAAAGAUGCAUAAAAUAGCCUUGGAAAAAAAUCUAGAGUUAGCUCUCGAGUAUGAUUAUGCCAAGCACUUAAAUCCAACAAUUUAUCAGCAAAGACUUGAAAUACUCUAAAGAAAUAAUUAAUUUGUAAUGCAACAAAAACAAUAAUCACCUUUGAAAAAUGAUUUAGCAAAUACUGAAAAUACGAUUUAAAAAUAAAAUAGUGAUUAUUUAGCUUUCAAAAAUAAUUUAAGAAGACAUUCUGAAGAAAAUUUAAAUAAAAUUCAACAAAAAUAAAAUCUUAUUUAAACAGCUAGAUAAGAAAAAGUUUCUGGUCAGGAAAAAUAAAUUAAUUUAUAAAGAGAGAACAUUCAGAUACUUCCUUUGACAAACAAAAACAAAAAAGAUAUUGAUAGUUUUAUAAAUUCAUCUAAAGCGAGUACUGCAAGACCUCUAACAACGAAAAUGUUUUCUACAAUGGACAGUGCAUUAAAAAGCCAAAAAAGAUUUGAAAUCUUAAUAAAUCUUGCAUAAAAAGGAAUUAAGUCAAGAAUAGUCGAUGGAAAUAAUUUAAAUUAAAUUUCAUCUCCUUCCGUUAUCAAGUAAAAAAUAGAGACACCAUUCAUGAUUUAUAGAGAUAGUAAUAAGAAUUCUAAUAAUUAAUAUUCAAAACACACUUCCACUACAAACGAUGAUAGCUUUACAAAAUAGAAGGAGUAAGUUUUAGAAAUGUAUGUUAGUGAAUAUGAUAAAAAUAACAAAUUUGAAUAUGUUAAAUUAAACAAAGAUGAUGAAUAUCAAAAAGAUAAUAUCUCAUAAGAGUAAUCAAAGCAAAAUAUACUUGACAAAAAGCAAUCUAUUUAAACUAGAUAUUCAAUAAAUAACUCAAAGAAUUCAAUAUAAGAAAGUAAAACUGAGAGAUCUUCAAACUCUGCUAACAUGACUGAUAUUGAAAAAUCAUCUUAAAAACUUUUUAUUUCUUAAAAAAAUUCUAAUUAGUAGAGUUAUUUUAAGUACAGAAACCCAUCUCUUAAAGGAAACUUUUAGUAGAACAAUUUUAUGAAUUUUUAGAGCAGUCAAACAGAUUCUACAGAGCUUUCUUUAAAUUCUCUACAAACAUAUAGACCCAAUACUACUUAAAAUUCUGCUAAUCGACUACAUACAAUUAAGGAGAUCAAUUAAAUUUAAAGUUCAUCUUAAAUAAAACCUUUUAUCAGUCCAUAUUUAAGUCAUAGGAGCUAACAUAAAUUUUAAAUUAGCUAUCCAAAGUAUUUAAACAAAAAAUUAAAAGAAAGAAAUUAAAACUCCGAAGGUAUGACUGAUAUAAGAGAUCUAAAAUCAUAUACAUCACAUUCCUCUAGAGCGAAAUUUAUAAGUACUAGCAGUAAUAAAAAUAUAGAUAGUCCAUAACCUAAAGAUAAAAAAGGUAGUAAUACAAAAAAUAAAAAUGAUAUAUUACUAACUGAAAGCAGUUAUUAAGUUACUAAUACAAAUUUAAAUACCUCAAUUAAUUAGUAAAUAUCUCCAAAUCAUAAUAUUCUAGAUUUAAAAUUCAGUCAGAUUUAAAGUAACUCUGCUUAAAAUUUACUAACAAACAGGACAGAUGAGUUUUAGAUAGGAACUGCAACAACUAAUCAUUAUGAUAAAACUGAAAAUAAUGGUACUACUAUCGAUUAGAAAUCAAAUGACUAAUACUCUUAACAAAAUGAAAAUCUCAACUUCCAAAAUAAAGAUUAAAAUGCUUUGAAUGAAGAAGAGUUAAAGACAAAUACUUAAUAACUUCAAAUUAAUAAAUAUUUUGCUUCUGAAAGUGAUUAUAAUAAAAAAAUUUAAGAAAUUAUUUAAGAUUAUUAAGAUCAAAAAGACUGA
Molecule: messenger RNA, 3315 nt
Organism: Tetrahymena thermophila SB210
Lineage: Eukaryota; Ciliophora; Oligohymenophorea; Hymenostomatida; Tetrahymenidae
Exons: 2
Source: RefSeq, a predicted model, not a curated record